CACACCAUCGUCGUCAGUUGGACGGUAGUAACCGACUUAGUUGGACGUUCUUGAGUUUCGCAGGCGUUUUGUGUGGUGAAGUUUUCGAGGUGAAAGUGAUUUUUGCUAUCAUCCACACAAAACUCGCACAAGUGUCCACUAAAAGACUCUCUUGGUGGUGUUGGGAAUUUUAAAAUUCCCCCCCAAAAAAAAAGCUCUCAUGUACCAAGUUUCGCAGAAACAUUAGAAACAGCAUUUUUGAAAGAUUUUCUUGAAUUUGUGCUUUUUUUUCCUCCAAGAUAUCUCGUGAGAAAAGAAUAUUUUUUUCCAAGAGACUCGUGUGCUUUUGAUGAAAAUUAUUUGCCAAAUAGUGUGCUUGUUGCUGGAACCAUAAGUCUUUUCGGUGUUGGUGUUUUAGAGAAAUACAAUACGCGGUGUCUCUUCUAUAUAUACGUGGAAAGACUCCACACUACACGUAAAUAUAGCCAAGUUUUAUUGUGGAAUUUUUUUCUUCUUCCAAAGUGAUUCACGGUGAAUGAAAAAAAAGGCAAAAGAUAAGAAGUUUGGUGUAUCAAAUUCCAUAUAAUACAUAUAUUUCUGAGAAAAGAGAAUUUAAAGAAAAAAGAGUGUGGUGAAUAAUUCGCCAAGAUGGUUGAGGAUGGAGUGAAAAACUUGUAGAUCGGUGUGAUCACAGCGUCCUGAAUCAGCUUCCACCCGCUUGAGGAGGUGGGACGAAACGUGGCUCACCUUGGGACUUUUUUUUUCUUCAACCAUCAUCGUAACGUCUUAAGACAUCGCAGAGUUGAAGCCAACGAAUUUUGCAACAAAACCCGCAAGUGUACUGGAAAAUAACGUAUAGUAGUUAAAAAAGAAAAAUAAUGACGCUGAAGACGGUGUUACAUUUGAAGUGAUCUCUGACACAGGAAGUGUGUGGGUGAAAGAUUUCCCGCGGUGUGUGGAAAACAUGAGGAGGAGUUUGCAACUGGAGACGAUUGAAGCGAUAGCGAAGUAGAGGAAGAUUCUAAAAAAAAAGUGAUUUUUUUAUCUGUGCACCAUGGAUGACUCCCACUUGAUGCUGACUGAAAUUCCGGGUGGGCUGAUCAGCCAUCAGCCCCAUCAUCUACCACGGUAUGCACCGUACCACCUUCACCAGCCACACCUGCAACCAGCGCCGGCACCUCAGCUGUAUCUCCAUCCACCACCGAGGAUUGUUCAGCGCCCAAAAACGCCCAUUCCCAGUCCACCACCCGAGGGAACGCACAUUGGGCACCUCUAUCCCGAGCUCCUGACCAUGAUCUUUGCAAAGUUGAGUGUGCGAGAUCGCGGUAGGGUGGCACAGGUGUGCACAGCAUGGCGAGAUGCGGCAUACUCAAAGAGCGUAUGGAAAGGCGUCGAGGCGUCCCUGCACAUCCGACGCCCACCAGCAAGUCUCUUUAAUUCCCUCGUCCGUCGGGGCAUCCGGAAGAUCCAGGUGCUAUCGCUGCGACGGACCCUCAAAGAAGUCAUAACGGGUGUGCCAAAUCUUGAAUCACUCAACCUAAGUGGGUGCUACAAUAUCACAGAUAAUAAUCUCUAUCAAUCCUUCUGUAUGGAUAUGCAGCAUCUCAAGGUGUUGGAUCUUUCGCUGUGUAAGCAAAUCACAGACACAAGCCUUGGGCGAAUUGGGUCACAAAUGAAGAAUCUGGAGGUGCUGGAAUUGGGUGGUUGUUCCAAUAUUACAAACACAGGACUGAUGCUAAUUGCGUGGUCGCUAAAAAAGCUCAAACGGCUAAAUUUGCGAUCGUGCUGGCACAUUUCGGAUCAGGGCAUUGGGCAUCUUGCUGGUGUUGGCCCUGAAACUGAGCACACCCUCCCACUUGAAUAUUUGGGCCUACAGGACUGUCAGAGGCUCAGCGAUGAGGCACUGAAGUACAUUGCGCAGGGAUUGCCGUUCCUCAGGAGCAUUAAUCUCAGCUUUUGCGUCUCGGUGACGGAUAGUGGGUUGAAGUAUCUCGCCAAAAUGCCAAAGCUGGAGGAACUCAAUCUCCGUGCGUGCGACAACAUCAGUGACAUCGGGAUGGCGUACUUGACGGAGGGUGGUAGCAGCAUAUUCUCCCUGGAUGUUAGCUUCUGCGACAAGAUCGGUGAUCAAGCACUCAUACACAUCUCCCAGGGGUUGUUUCACCUACGAUCACUCAGCCUCAAUGCCAGCUGCAUCACCGACGAUGGACUCGAUCGCAUCGCAAAGUCACUCCAUGAUCUCGAGACUCUCAACAUUGGGCAGUGCAACCGCAUCAGCGACAAAGGGCUCAAGGCACUGGCUGACAAUCUUCAGAACCUCAAGGCGAUCGAUCUCUAUGGCUGCACGCGCCUCUCGGCGCAGGGUCUCGAACUUAUCAUGAAGCUGCCGAAGCUGGAGACGCUGAAUUUGGGUCUCUGGCAUGUAAGGUGAUUCAAUUGAUGUGCAUCAAGUCUGUGAUUGUAGUGAUAAUGACUCUAUAGGAACAAAUGUAGGAUAUGCGGGAGCUAACGUAACGAAUUCAAAUUAACAAUGAAUUGGGGAUACAUACUGUGUACGAAAAUAUCCCGAAUGCAGCACCAAUGUUUUUUUUUCUUUUCUUUUAUGUUAACAUAUAGCAUUUUUGUUCGAGAGAUCGAGAGAUUUGUAAGUUUUUCGGUUAAGAUUGGAUUAAAAAAAAUAUAUGUAAAGAAAAGCAUAAGUAUGUGAUGGCAAUGGUAUGAAAUUUCACAAGAAGACAUAUUACGAAGGGGAGAAAAAGACAACAGUGCAGCAAGAAAUGCUGAAUCAUAGAAAUGAUGACUGUUAUAUACAUGAAAUUAUGUAAGAAAUAAUGACAGUAACUCUCUGACAGGCGUUGUAGCGUUGACAGCUGUCAAUGUUCUCUUCUGUAUUGCAAAAUAUCCCAUAUGGGUUAGAAUUAAAUACUAAAACACGGCAGAUGAAGAAGAUUUGUUGCGUUCAGUAUGAAUGGAGAAAUUUUGCAAAGUUUAAUUUUGGAAUAAAAAGAAAUAUUAUUUUAGGUCAUAUAUUUGACAGCUGUCAGUGUCAAUUCCACAACAUCCGUCAAUGUUGCAUCUGUCACAAAUUAUAAAAAAAACCAAUAAUAAAUUUUUUAAAAUUAAAUCAAGAAACUUUUAAAAACUUCAUCACUGGAUCUUUAAGAAAAAUCUCAUAAUUUACAAUUAGAUCUCACAGUGACAAUUAGAUCGAGUUAAUUCUUUUAGUUUCCCUCUUUUCAACAACAUUAUUUCGUUAUUUUUCUUAAACACGAUGAAGAGGAAAAACACAGAGAAGAAGAAAUUCAAGAGAUAAAAUGGAGAGUGAGAAUUAGAGCUAGAAAUGGCACGAAAUAGUAUAUAAAUUAAAUUGAUAACGUGUCUCAAGCGAGAUUCUUGGAAGAAUGCCCUCGCGAGUGCAUUUGUCCGACAACAGGAGACGAUUAUUCAAUUUAAUUUUAUUAAUAUUUAUUUAAAGCAUCGUGUAGGGUUGUGUGCAAAAAAACGUUGAAGCAAAAUUUUCUGACAGGGAGAAUUUUUCUUUGCUGUGAGAACUCAAAUUUAUUUUAUGGCAAUUGUCAAUUUUUAUUUCUAUAUGAGGGGUUUGAGCCUCCUUUCCCGGGAAUUUUACCAUCUCCGUGUCUGUCUCAGAAGUUUUACAAAGUUGUGUUGUGUGUCCCUUAAAGUUGAUUUUAUUUCUCUUUCUCGCUCUUUUAUGAUAUUUUUUUAAGGAAAAAUUCUUUUACUUUAAGAAUAUUUAAAAAGGAAAUAUUCAUUUUACACUGAGAGAAAAAAGUUUUAAUUUUUCUUCUUUGGGGGAUGAAACAAGAUGGUGGUAGAUUCUACCAAAUAUACUGAAGAAGGGGUUCUGUAUUAGAGGACUCGGAGAAUGAAUUAAAAAUUAAAUAUUCGUCUAUAGUUUUUUGGGUGCUUUUGUUUAACUUCAAUUAACUUUUCUUCCCUUUCUUGCCAUUUUUAUCCAUUCCUUCCGUCUGUUGUUUAAAUUCAAAGCGGGAUUGUAUGUUUUAAACUCAAAGAACCUCACCAUUUUCAACCACCAUCCCCUUAAAUUUUCUCUCCCCUUUCUCGUCUAUGUGUGCUAUAUCUCUUCUUUUUUUUCGUCUGAGAAUUUUCACACAAACGCACACAUAGGGAAAAUCUAACAGAGAGAGAGAGAGCGAGAGCGAGAAAAUACAGUAAAGAGUUUUCUGGAAAAGCUGAAGGGAUUGUGUGUAGAGUAGAAUCGAAAAUUCAAGUGGUUGGGGGAGAAUUUCUCUCAGCAUGGAUUGUUUGACUUUUGCUGGCAAAGGUAGAAGAAAAUUCCUUAGAGACAGAGCGGCUGUGAAACGAUUUUUUUUAUACUGUACUUAUUCAUUUUCCACCCACCCAACUUUUUCCCUUUAAUACACACACUUUCAACCCUCGCACAACCCUCUCACGGGAGGCGAAAAAGAAAAUUAAAGGGGACAUCCUGAAAUUUACAAUGAGUCUCCAUUUCAGCGGAAAAUCCUUACUCUUUGUUUUUUGUUGAAUUUUUAUCUUCUGGGGCUUUUUCUCUCUGAAUUUUUAAUGUGAAUUUCAUCAAACAUUUAUUUAAUGUUCUGUUCCAAUUUUUUUUGUAUAUCUAUGAAUUUUCUUUGUUUUUCUUACUCUUUGACUUUUAUGUUGUUUUUUAGAAUACAUUGAUUAAAAGAAAAAUUGAAUUAAAAUCAAAAUUUUGACAGCAUUUCAAGAGAUAAAUCUUUCAACGAUCUAAGCAAAAUUUGUCGUCACUUGUAACAGCAAUCGUCGAAUUUGUUAAAGAAAUUUUAAAUCUAUACGACAAUUCCUGUUGCAAGUUGCUAAAAUUCAUUUUGAGUGUCCAAGAAAUAUGACACAAAAAAAUGGAAAAAAGGUUAAAAGACAUUGUCCUACCAAAUGAUUUAUGUUUAUUUAAUUUCAUAGCCAAGACAAUGAAAAGAAGGAAAACCAAGCGUACGAAAUCACAUUGAAUUGAUUUGCUAAUUUUCUUCUACUUGAUGGGAUAAGCUAAAAAAAGAAAAAAAGAACCGAUAUGCCAAUUAGAAGUGUGAUAAAAUUUUAAUUGAUGAGACACAUUGUCCAAAAAUUGAUGGUAAUUUUCUUCAAUAACUCUCGUUUUUUUUUAUCCAGUGUGUUUGUGCCUAAAUUUCCACGGAGCCGUGAUUUUUUUUAUGUUGUUUAUAAUGGUUAAUUUUUUCUUCAUUUUGUGCUAAAUACACCUCAAUGUGGGAAUUUAUUGCGCAAGUUUCUUUGGAUUUUCCUCUCAAAAGGAAAUUUUUAUAUUAAUUAAAUCCCCAUUCUAAAGACUUCGUGUGCAAUAAGCCCCCAAAGAGAUUGAGUGGAGAAUGAAAAAAAAAACGCAAGUGGGAAUUAUAUUUUUCAUUUAAUUUCGUUAUUUCUCGAAUAAAUUGUAGUACAAGGACAACGGAACACACAAUUGUUGUCUGGGGCUUUUACAAUAAGUUUUAUAUACUUAUACUUGCGCCCAGAUUGUUUUCUAUGUACACCCGCCACACUUAAUGCUCUCAAAAAGUAUAAAAGAAUAAUGAAAAAAUUAUUAUUUAGCAAAUUAAUUCAAUGCCUUUUUUUAUCUUGCGCGUUGAAGUUUUUUUUUUAUGCAACUCAAUAAGUCCAACUUACAUUUUAAUCUUCACAUAAUGUUAAUAGAGUUGUGCAUAAAUUAAGGUAUGUGCGCUGUAUUAGUUUGUAACAUGUGAGUAUGUUUCUUUUUCUUUGUAAACUUCUCUUUAUUUUUUCUAUUUUUUUUAAUUAUCUCAGUUAUUGAAAUGAAAACAACAAAUCAAAAAAACUUAGUUUUGUUAUAAAUUGAAUGGAAAAUGAUUGAAAAUUAAUGACGAAAUGCAAGAAAGAAAAAAACUGAAAGAAUAAGAAGUGAUUAAUAGGAAGAAUAUCAAAAACAAAUUGACGAUGUAGGAUUUUUUUUUCUUAAAAGAAAAAAAAAGAAGUUAUUGAAAUGGUAAAAGCUUUACACUUUGUUUCAAAAGAAAAUAAGGAUUGAUUUUCUUCUAUUAUAAUUUUUUUUGUAUAAUUAAUGCAGCACGAAUGUGUGCUAAUUGUGGGAAAAAAGGUGAAGAAAAAAAUCAACAAAACGAUUGAUUCUUCAGAAGUUUUUUCUCUCUCUCGAGGUAAAGCAGUUGAUUUUGGUGUUUGGAGGCAUUUUUGCAAUAUUUUUUUAUGGUUGCACUGAACAUUCCUCGCACCCAGAAUGCUUUUUAGGACACUCUUUUGCAUUUACUGAAGGCUAUUUUAUUUAUUAUAGGAAAGGAAUGUCUGAUGUGAGUCAGUUUUCUUUGAGAGUUUCUGUGAAUGGAGAAAUGCAAUUGAAGCUGUUAUUUGAGAAACAUCUUACUGCAAAUGAAUCAGAAGAUUUUUUUAAAAGUCAAGACUUCAAUUUUCAUUCAAUUUCUUAAACUUCAGUGUUUAUUUUCGAAUCCUGUAUAAAGUGCAUAAUGUUACGCUCCACGUUUAUUUUUUUCUUAAGAAGUAAGAAUCUAUUGAGCAUCUCUGCAGUUUCUUACCUAAAAGAAAACUUUUAUAUGGGCCCUUCUUGGAAUUUUAAUACCUACAUACCUGUUUUGAAUUAAUGCUACAUCCCUUCGUCUUCUCUCCAACAAAAACUCUUAUUCCCAAAAUGAUCUAUGCUGUGUGGUGGGAUUUUCGAGUGAAUGAUGAAUGAUUUUCUGUACGCUGCCACGUCCCUGCCAUUAGUAAUUAGUUUCAGAAAUUGUGGGUGGUUUCCCAAUAUGCCCGUGGUUUGGAUUUUCAAUCAAAUUUCUCGAUGAAUUUGGAGAAUAUUAUGUAGUUUAUUUUUUUGUCUCUCUCUAGCGAAGAGUGAAGGAUUCUCAGGAGAAGAUCCCAAAGAGAAGAAGACAAUUUUUCGAAGGAUGGUGUGAUUGCCAGCUGUGUGAAUGCAUUUCGGAUUUGUAUGCGUGUUUUAUGGGUGAAGAAGAAAAGUUGGAAGAAACUGCUGCUGAUGGAAAAAAAAGAGCCUCAACUUUGCCGUUGAAGUAUUUGUUGUGUCUGUUUUAUUCAUUUUUUGCUUUCUCCAUGGUAUUUUUUUUAAUUCAUUUUCUUCUCUCCAUCUUUGGUGCUAUUCUGGAUUUUUUUCACUGUCCUCAUACAUGAUGCUGAGGCAUUUUUUUCUACCUCCUUGUCGAUGGAUGAUGGACUCAUGAGAGAUGGUUUCAGAUUCAGAUGCGGUAUGGUGUGGUUGCGCGAAGGAAAAGACGUUAGGAAAAGAAGAAGAUGAAGAGGGAAAAAAAAACAGCCCAGACUGGCGGCAUGGAUUGCGUUCUGCUUAAGAGUGUCUUCUUCUCAUGAAUUCCCUUUGACUUUGGCAUUCUCCGUGUGUGGAUAAUUUUUCCUCCACUUGGGGAUGCUGUGUGGAUGCCAUGUUGGAUGUGAAUGCAACAGACGAGGUAGAAUAUCCCCGAGAAAGAGAAAUAACACUGUGGAUGAAGCUCCUUCGUCUGGAUGCCUCAUUCUUUUCUUCUCUCAAAAAGCCCGAAACAUACACUGAUUCGUGAUUAUUCUUGCUGUAUGGGUUUCUCCUCAUUUUCUCACUCCUCCGUCCCUCUGCAACUCCACCAUCCACCACAUAUAACUUUUAUCCAGCACUAUCGACACUGCUGCAUUUCUUGUAUAUACCUUACAGUGGUGGACAUAAGAAUUAGGUCACUUCUUCCUAAAUCUUUUCUACUUUAAAUUGCAUCCCAAGAUAAAUUGCAAUUUAUCUUAGGAGAGAUUUCCCUGAAAGAUGCUCAUUAACUUCGCAGCUUAUUGUCAGAGGAAUAGGAAGCUUCAAUAGUUAAAUUUCCUCAAAAAGUGAUCUAAAUCUUCUUCCAUGGAGUGUUUAUUGAAAAAUGCCGUACAUUAUGUAUGAGAGGCGGUGUAUAUAAAUUUCAGAGAUACGCGUAUUUUUAUUUUUUUUCUUAUUUCUCUCCAUAUUCUCUCGAUGUGUUGUGUUGUGAUGUGUUUUUUUUUUCUUCAUCAAGUCUCUUGCUCAAACGUCCGGCUCUGCAUCGAACAGUGAUCUGUGUACGAAUGGUGUGCGCGAGGAAUGGCAGUAUGUGUACAAAAGAAGUGUGGAGAGACGAAGGAAAAAUGUAUAGAAGAAAACCAAGGACGGUGUUUCAGAAACUCUCAAAAGUCAUCUCGCAGCUAUAUACGAACGAACGCUAUGAAUAAAUGUUCUUCCAACAAUAUAUUGGUCACUCUAUUCCGCUUUUUUUUUGUCAUGCUUCACCCCAUUUUUUAAAGAGAUCUCCUCAUUUUUUUUUUACUUUCCAUACCCAAGAUUUCUACAGAAAAGUGUCGUCUUGAGACGUUUUUUUGUGUGCGAGAAAAAAGAGGAGGGAAUAUGAAAAAGAAAUAUUCUUCUUACCUGGAAUCAAUCUGGACAAUAUAUAUAUAUUUUUUUCUUCACCUCUAUUCACCGCCAACACACCCAAAAAAAACUUUAUUUCUCAUAAACCUGUUGAGAGAAAAUUUUUCAAGUCUCGAUCUCCAACAUUAUAAAUUUUCUCUCGAAUGUGAAAUAUAUGUAUGUAUACAAUAUGAAUUUAAAAGUGGAUGAAAAAGGAGGAAAAAAGAACGCCGAGAAGGAAUAUGAAAUGACAGUAAGACACAGUUAAAAGUGUAAAACGACAUUCAACGAAUUAAAAAUGUGUGUGGAAGAUGGCGCAAAAAAGAGGUAAAGUUAUUCACUACACAAGGGAUUUUAAAACGAGAGGUGAAUAAAUCAAGGAAAAUAGCAAAAAGAGAAAAAUACAUUUUAAUAAAAAUACCAUUAACAUUUAAAGAAAAAAAAAAGACGAGAGACAUAAAAAUACAGACAUGAGCGAUUGAAGUGCAAGAAGAAAAUAGAGCUGGAAGGAACUUUUAAAAUGUAUCCAUGAGAAAAUAGUUGAAAAAGAAAGAAAUGAAAUAAUCCUAUUAAAAAAAUAGUUUUAAAAAAAUAAGGAAAUAAAGAAAAAAUAGAUAAUAAAAACACAUUAAACAGUGGACAGGAAAUUUGAAACUCUACCCAAAAGACACACUAAGGUGAACAUAAAUAUAUGCGUAAAAAAUGAUUAUAAGAAAAAAAGUAAGCAAAAAAAGUACGUACGUGUAAAUAAAAUGAUGAAAUGAUUUUUUUCUGUAAAAAGAAAAAGUAAAAAAAAUUUUUUCUUUUUUUUUUGGAUAAAUGAUUAAAGGUAGGAGCAAAGAUGUGAGGGAGGAUAAAAAAAAACAAGGAAUAGAUAGGAAAAUAUUUUAAAAUUUUAGGUUUAUUUGAGAGAUGAAAGAGAUGAGAAUAAAAGUAUUGUUAAAAAAUAUGGAAAUAAAAAAAUAUAUUGAUAUCA
Lutzomyia longipalpis is the source of this 9359-nucleotide messenger RNA. RefSeq names its product F-box/LRR-repeat protein 14 (gene Ppa). Gene Ontology annotation, biological process: SCF-dependent proteasomal ubiquitin-dependent protein catabolic process. Lineage: Eukaryota; Metazoa; Arthropoda; Insecta; Diptera; Psychodidae. The record is from RefSeq and is a predicted model, not a curated record. Gene Ontology annotation, molecular function: protein binding. The transcript has a single exon. The coding region runs from base 1034 to 2410 and encodes 458 amino acids. Gene Ontology annotation, cellular component: SCF ubiquitin ligase complex.